Molecule: messenger RNA, 1454 nt
Organism: Choloepus didactylus (southern two-toed sloth)
Lineage: Eukaryota; Metazoa; Chordata; Mammalia; Pilosa; Megalonychidae
Gene: SPR
Product: sepiapterin reductase
Exons: 3
Coding region: 38-841 (267 amino acids)
Biological process (GO): tetrahydrobiopterin biosynthetic process
Molecular function (GO): sepiapterin reductase (NADP+) activity
Source: RefSeq, a predicted model, not a curated record
UCUCUAGUCCCCGCCUCAGCGGGCAAAGGCCAGUGUCAUGGAGGCUGAGAGCGGCCGGGAGGGUGGUCUGGGGCGCGCCGUGUGCGUGCUCACCGGGGCCUCCCGCGGCUUCGGCCGGGCGCUGGCCCCGCUCCUGGCCCCUCUGCUGUCGCCCGGCUCCGUGAUGGUCAUAAGCGCCCGCAACGACGAAGCCCUGCGGCAGCUGGAGGCCGAACUGGGCGCAGGGCGGCCUGGUCUGCGCGUGGUGCGGGUAUCCGCCGACCUGGGCUCCGAGGCCGGCUUGCAGCAGCUGCUCGGCGCCCUACGCGCGCUCCCCAGGCCCGAGGGGCUGCGGCGACUGCUGCUCAUCAACAACGCGGGCACUCUCGGGGAUGUGUCCAAAGGCUUCGUGAAUCUGGCUGACCCAGCUGAAGUGAACAACUAUUGGGCCCUGAACUUGACCUCCGUGCUCUGCCUGACUUCAAGCGUCCUAAAAGCCUUUCCUGACAGUCCUGGCCUCAGCAGGAUAGUGGUUAACAUCUCGUCCAUCUGUGCCCUGCAGCCCUUCAAGGGCUGGGCACUGUACUGUGCAGGGAAGGCAGCCCGAAACAUGAUGUUCCAGGUCCUAGCCACAGAGGAACCUAAUGUGAGGGUGCUGAGCUAUGCCCCAGGUCCGCUGGACACAGACAUGCAGCAGUUGGCCCGGGAGACCUCUGUGGACCCAGACUUGCGAAAAAGGCUGCAGGCACUGAAGACGAAGGGGGGGCUGGUGGAUUGCAGGACGUCUGCCCAGAAACUGCUGAGCUUGCUGCUAAAGGACACAUUUGAGUCCGGAGCCCACAUUGACUUCUACGACAAAUAAACCCAUGCCCUUGGCUUCCUGGGCCUUCCUGCCUCCACUUUCAGGCACACCCCAGGAGUUCUGUGGCUCCUCACUCCUGCUGCAGUGGCACCACCAAUCCUGCCUUACCCAGCUAGCACUUGUGCCCACUGUCCUGCCCUCAGAUGCAGCCAGCUGUGAGGGCCCCGGGCCUGCUGGGGUGACCGGUUCUCAGGAGCCUGUAUUGUAAACCCUGGUACAGGAGGAGGCUUCAGUAGGAGACUUGGGAGAAAGAAGUUAUGGGUGUUGGCCUCCUCUAGCCCCAGGAAUAGUUUUAGGGAUGGGAAGGGCAGGAAAGAAGCUGACACACUGAAGUGAGGAGGGUGGGUCUCUUGCCCGUGGCCAGUCCGUGGGGAGGGGAAGGGGCAGUUCAGUGACAGGAGAGUCCCUGUCGAUUCGCAGGCGGCCUGGAGGGAGGGAGGACAGCACAAGUUCCCACCCACGAGGGUGCCCCUUGCUCAGGGUAGCAGGAUCCUCUGUUGAACUUCCUGUCCCUGUCCUGAUGCCUCCUCCCUCCAGAACCCACCAGCCUUCCCCCAGGGUCUCUGUACAUUCCAAAAGCAGAUACAAAUAAAAUGUGGGCUGGCCUUUGUUA